Messenger RNA from Arabidopsis arenosa, 2078 nucleotides. Lineage: Eukaryota; Viridiplantae; Streptophyta; Magnoliopsida; Brassicales; Brassicaceae. The record is from the annotation of a GenBank genome assembly.
AACACCAGUGACGACAAGAUUUUGUAGACAAUCAGAACACAUCAGUAUUAACUACAGUAAUGGUCUCACCACCUCCAACCCUAAUGGUAUUUGAUGACUUCAACAACAACUCUUAUGAUGGGGGUGCUGGUCCUAGUACUGGUCCAAGAAAACGAGGACGUGGCCGACCAAAGGGUUCAAGAAACGGGACGAGAAAACCAAAGAAGCCAAAAGCAUAUGAUCCUAAUAGCAAACUGAUUAAAUCUUGUCCAAAAUUUGAAUCAGGGAUAACCAAAGCAGAGAGAGAAAGCGGAAACCUUGAGAUAGUUGCUUCGGUGUUGAUGCGGUUUGACGCGAUUAGACGGCGAUUACACCAAGUAAACCAGCCAAAAGACAUCCUUACAACAGCGUCAACUAAUUGCAUGAGAUUGGGGGUCCGGACAAAUAUGACGAGAAGAAUUGGUCCAAUUCCUGGAGUACAAGUAGGCGAUAUAUUCUACUACUGGGGUGAAAUGUGCUUAGUCGGUCUUCACAGAGACAUGGCCGCGGGCAUUGAUUAUCUGUCAGCUAAAAGGAGUGGAGUGGAUGGUCAUGCUGCUACGAGUGUGGUAACAUCAGGACAGUACGAUGAUGAAACCGAGGAGCUUGACACUUUGAUCUAUAUCGGACAAGACGGAAAGGGCAAGAACCGUCAACCAUGUGAUCAGGUUCUGAAAAAUGGAAACCUUGCACUAGAAGCAAGUGUAAGAAAAGGGAAUGACGUUAGAGUCGUUAGACUGGAGAAGCAUAACAAUGAGAAGGUAUUUAUCUACGAUGGACUUUAUCUGGUUUCUGAUUUCGAGCAUGUGAUAGGAAAAUCUGGCUUUAAGGAGUUCAGAUUCAAAUUGGUGAGGAAACCAGACCAACCUUCUGGUUAUGCAAUCUGGAAGUCAGUUGAAAUUUUGAGGAACCAUGACUUGAUUGAUCCAAGAGAAGGUUCUAUACUUGGAGAUAUUUCUUUUGGAGCAGAGGUUUUACGAGUUCCGCUCGUUAAUGAAGUUGAUGAAGACGACAAAACGAUUCCUGAAGAUUUUGACUACAUUAGAUCUCAGUGUUACUCAGGUAUGAUGUUUGAUCUUAAUGUUGAUAUUCAAUCACUUGGAUGCCAGAAUUGUGAAGGUGAGUCAUGCAGUCAUCAAAACUGCUCGUGCAUGUGUAAAAACGGUGGCCAGUUACCAUACCAUAAGAACAUUUUGGUUUGUCGUAAACCAUUGAUUUACGAGUGCGGUGGAUCUUGUCCCUGCCCCAACGAUUGUCCAAACCGAUUGGUUCAAACCGGUUUGAAGCUCCACUUGGAAGUGUUCAAGACAGCAAACUGUGGUUGGGGUUUACGUUCUUGGGAUCCAAUCCGAGCGGGAACUUUUAUCUGCGAGUUUGCCGGUGUGAGCAAGACAAAAGAAGAAGUAGAAGAGGAUGACGAUUACUUGUUCGACACAUCUCGGAUUUAUCAUAGCUUCAUAUGGAACUAUGAACCUCAGCUUUUGCGUGAAGAUGCUUCAAAACAGGUCUCUGAAGUUAUCAAUCUUCCGACACAAGUCUUGAUAAGUGCCAAGGAGAAAGGAAAUGUAGGUCGGUUCAUGAACCACAGCUGUUGGCCCAAUGUUUUUUGGCAGCCUAUUGAAUAUGAAAACAACGGUGUUACAUAUGUUCGCAUUGGACUCUUUGCGAUGAAGCAUAUUCCUCCAAUGACAGAGUUAACAUAUGACUAUGGAGUUUCUUGUGUGGAGAAGAAUGGAGAAGAUGAAAUACUUUAUGAAGGCAAGAAGAUUUGUCUAUGUGGUUCAGUCAAAUGUCGUGGCUCUUUUGGCUGAUUUGGACUUUAUAUCAUUUGUUUUUAUUGUCUUUUUAGCUUUCUUGUUUCCUAUGUUUUUUUUUUGUUGUUGUAUUUUUCUUUUUGAAAACAUUAAUAAAAGUAGUAGAACUUUGAUCACUUAUUAGCUGUUGUGCUUUUAACAACAAUCGUGUUCUUUGAAAAUUUCAAUUGCUGAUCAUCGAUUUCAUCUGUGUAUCUCCUGUUGUCUUACACUGCUGUGAAGAAAUAAUAAUUGUCAGACCAGUUU